UGCACGCCGGGCGGCCGGCGGAGGGGCCUCCUUUUGUUCGCCGCUCCUCGGGAGACGCCGCCGCCAGCGGAACCUUUUUAAAACGCUGGGGUUGUUGGAGUGGUUGAAUUUUUCCUGGAUUUGAGUGAGAAAUUCAGAAGACUGAAGCCCAGGCUCACUGUCUACCUUUCACGGAGGCCCAGCCGUGAGAGGACAGAAGAAGGCACGUGGCGAAUCAUGACAGCAGACAAAGAAAAAGACAAAGACAAAGAGAAGGACAGGGAUAGAGACCGGGACAAGGAGCGAGACAAGAGAGAUAAGGCGAGGGAGAGCGAGAACUCGCGUCCUCGGCGGAGCUGCACGUUGGAAGGAGGUGCCAAGAAUUAUGCAGAGAGCGACCACAGCGAAGACGAGGACAAUGACAACAACAGUGCCACCACGGAGGAGUCCACGAAGAAAAGCAAAAAGAAACCACCCAAGAAGAAAUCCCGAUACGAGAGAACAGACAACGGUGAAAUCACGUCUUUCAUCACGGAGGAUGACGUUGUGUACAGGCCUGGAGAUUGCGUAUAUAUUGAAAGCCGCCGGCCGAAUACGCCGUAUUUCAUCUGCAGCAUUCAAGACUUCAAACUGAGUAAACGGGACCAUCUCCUUAUGAAUGUCAAAUGGUACUAUCGCCAGUCUGAAGUCCCAGAUUCAGUCUAUCAGCAUUUGGUUCAGGACAGACACAAUGAGAAUGACUCUGGACGAGAGCUUGUUAUUACAGACCCAGUUAUCAAGAACCGAGAGCUCUUCAUUUCAGACUACGUCGACACUUACCACGCUGCUGCCCUCAGGGGAAAGUGUAACAUCUCCCAUUUCUCUGACAUUUUUGCUGCUAGAGAGUUCAAAGCGAGAGUGGAUUCAUUUUUCUACAUACUGGGCUAUAAUCCAGAGACGAGGAGGCUAAACAGUACCCAAGGUGAAAUCAGAGUUGGACCCAGUCAUCAGGCUAAGCUUCCUGAUCUGCAGCCCUUUCCUUCCCCAGAUGGUGACACAGUGACACAGCAUGAAGAACUUGUGUGGAUGCCAGGAGUCAACGACUGUGACUUACUUAUGUACCUUAGGGCAGCAAGGAGCAUGGCAGCUUUUGCAGGCAUGUGUGAUGGAGGAUCCACAGAAGAUGGUUGUGUUGCAGCCUCCCGUGAUGACACUACACUCAAUGCACUCAAUACACUACAUGAAAGUAACUACGAUGCUGGAAAAGCCCUGCAGCGCUUGGUGAAGAAGCCUGUGCCCAAACUGAUUGAGAAGUGUUGGACUGAAGAUGAAGUGAAACGGUUCAUUAAGGGGCUGAGGCAGUACGGCAAGAACUUCUUCAGGAUCCGAAAGGAGUUGCUACCGAAUAAGGAGACCGGAGAACUAAUCACCUUCUAUUACUAUUGGAAGAAAACCCCUGAAGCAGCAAGUUCUCGAGCCCACCGUAGGCAUCGAAGGCAGGCUGUGUUUCGGAGAAUUAAAACUCGAACUGCUUCCACUCCGGUCAACACUCCCUCCAGGCCCCCCUCCAGUGAAUUCUUGGACUUGAGCUCGGCCAGUGAAGAUGACUUCGACAGUGAGGACAGUGAACAGGAGCUGAAGGGCUACGCCUGCCGUCACUGCUUCACAACCACCUCCAAGGACUGGCACCACGGCGGUCGAGAAAACAUCUUACUGUGCACAGAUUGUCGUAUUCACUUCAAGAAGUACGGAGAGCUGCCACCCAUUGAGAAGCCCGUAGACCCUCCACCCUUUAUGUUUAAGCCUGUCAAAGAGGAAGAUGAUGGACUUAGUGGAAAGCAUAGCAUGAGGACAAGGAGGAGUCGUGGCUCGAUGUCUACACUACGUAGUGGUCGUAAAAAGCAGCCAGCCAGCCCUGAUGGUAGAGCCUCACCCAUUAACGAAGACAUCCGUUCCAGCGGCCGCAACUCUCCCAGUGCUGCCAGCACCUCCAGCAAUGACAGCAAAGCAGAUUCAGUGAAGAAGUCCACCAAGAAAAUAAAAGAAGAGGUUUCUUCUCCUCUGAAGAACUCCAAGAGGCAGCGGGAGAAGGCAGCGUCGGACACAGAGGAGCCCGAAAGGUCCAGUGCCAAAAAAUCCAAAACUCAAGAGAUCAGCAGGCCAAACUCUCCCUCGGAGGGUGAGGGUGAAGGUGAGAGCUCUGACAGCCGCAGCGUCAACGACGAAGGGAGCAGCGACCCCAAGGACAUCGACCAGGAUAACCGGAGCACGUCACCCAGCAUCCCCAGCCCUCAAGACAAUGAGAGCGACUCAGAUUCAUCCGCUCAGCAGCAAGUGCUGCAGGCGCAGCCCCAAGUGCUGCAGGCACCCAGCAGCUCCGGCCAGGCUCCUCCUGCCAUGCCCCCCAUCCCAGCUCAGCUGCCAGCACCGCUGCCUGCAGCCUCGAGUGCUUCCGCAGCUCCUCCGCAGGUUUCACCACCAGCAUCCCAGGCCCCCAGCCAGCCCCAGGCCGCCGCGCCGCCUCCUCCUCAUUCCCACAUCCAGCAAGCCCCUGCAUUGCACCCGCAGAGACUGCCAUCGCCUCACCCGCCCCUGCAGCCUCUGAACGCAUCGCAGAGCCAGCCGGCCCCAGCCUCAUCGCAGCCCCACUCGCAGCCUCCGCUGCACGCUCAGCCCCAGCCCGCCCCGCACAGCCUGCAGGCGCAGCCCCUGCUGCCUCAUCCCGUACCCCCCCAGCCGUUCUCGCUCCCCACACAGUCUCCUCAGUCUCAGGUUCCCCUUCAGACACAAGCACCGUCUCACUCCCACUCUGCACUGCAGGUGUCUCAGCCCUCCCUGCCAGCCGCAGCCCCGCUGCAGCAGGCCCAGCCUCCGCGGGAGCAGCCGCUGCCCCCCGCCCCCAUGGCCAUGCCUCACAUCAAGCCUCCCCCCACCACCCCCAUCCCGCAGCUUCCCACCCCUCCAUCCCACAAGCACCCUCCUCAUCUCUCCGGCCCUUCUCCGUUCUCGAUGAACUCCAACCUGCCUCCGCCACCAGCUCUAAAACCCCUGAGCUCCCUCUCCACUCACCACCCUCCAUCCGCGCACCCUCCUCCCCUGCAGCUGAUGCCCCAGAGCCAGCCGCUGCAGUCCUCGCAAGCCCAGCCUCCCGUCCUGACCCAGAGUCAGAGCCUUCCUCCAUCCGCCGCUCAUCCCCCAUCCGGACUCCACCAGGUAUCCUCUCAGCCCCCCUUUUCUCAGCAUCCCUUUGUCCCUGGAGCCCCACCGUCCAUCACCUCUCCUUCGUGCCCUUCCACUUCCACGCCGCCUGCCGUGCCCGGCAUCCCGCUUCAGACCUCCAUCUCCACGUCAGCAGCUUCUAGUGGGAGCGUGCCGGUGGUGACGUCCUGCACGCUGCCACCUGUCCAGAUCAAAGAGGAGGUUCCCGAUGAGGCUGAGGAACCAGAAAGCCCUCCGCCUCCACCACGGAGUCCAUCGCCAGAGCCAACGGUGGUGGAUACACCGAGUCAUGCCAGCCAGUCCGCCAGGUUUUAUAAGCACCUGGACCGUGGCUACAAUUCGUGCUCAAGAGCAGAUUUGUACUUCAUGCCUCUGGCAGGAUCCAAACUGGCCAAGAAGAGAGAAGAGGCCAUUGAAAAGGCCAAAAGGGAGGCGGAGCAGAAAGCCAGAGAAGAGAGGGAGAGAGAGAAAGAAAAAGAGAAGGAAAGAGAGAGAGAACGUGAGCGUGAGAGAGAAGCAGAAAGAGCUGCGCAGAAGGUAUCCAGCUCCUCCCACGAAGGCCGCCUCGGAGAGUCGCAGCUCAGUGGGCCAGCACACAUGAGGCCUUCGUUUGAACCCCCACCGACGACCAUCGCCGCCGUCCCUCCUUACAUUGGCCCGGACACACCUGCUCUACGAACGCUGAGCGAAUACGCCCGUCCUCACGUCAUGUCUCCAACAAACCGUAACCAUCCCUUCUUCGUCCCCCUCAACCCCACCGACCCGCUCCUGGCCUACCACAUGCCCGGCCUCUACAACGUGGAUCCCACCAUCCGGGAACGAGAGCUGCGGGAGAGGGAGAUCCGGGAGCGAGAAAUCCGGGAGAGGGAGCUGAGAGAGAGGAUGAAACCUGGCUUCGAGGUGAAGCCCCCGGAGCUCGAUGCGCUGCACCCGGCCACCAACCCCAUGGAGCAUUUUGCCAGGCACGGUGCACUGACUAUUCCCCCAACGGCAGGACCUCACCCGUUUGCUUCCUUCCACCCGGGUUUGAACCCGCUCGAAAGAGAGAGACUCGCGCUGGCAGGCCCGCAGUUACGGCCUGAAAUGAGCUACCCUGACAGACUGGCAGCUGAGAGAAUACACGCGGAGCGGAUGGCAUCGCUGACAAACGACCCGUUGGCACGGCUGCAGAUGUUCAACGUCACGCCCCACCAUCACCAACACUCGCACAUACAUUCGCAUUUACACCUACAUCAGCAGGAUCCCCUCCAUCAAGGUUCAGCAGGACCUGUUCACCCGCUGGUGGAUCCGUUAGCAGCUGGACCCCAUUUGGCACGUUUCCCCUACCCACCUGGGACCAUCCCCAACCCAUUGCUAGGACAGCCACCUCAUGAGCAUGAAAUGCUCCGACAUCCAGUCUUUGGUACCCCUUACCCUCGGGAUCUGCCUGGUGCCAUUCCACCUCCGAUGUCCGCAGCCCACCAGCUGCAGGCCAUGCAUGCACAGUCAGCAGAGCUGCAGAGACUGGCAAUGGAGCAGCAGUGGUUGCACGGGCAUCCUCACAUGCAUGGUGGUCAUCUACCAAGUCAGGAAGAUUAUUACAGUCGGCUGAAGAAAGAAGGCGACAAACAGUUGUAAUAAAUUAUUUAUUUGUAAUGCUGGCUAUGGAAACCCCAGUCCUUGGGAAGGAGUGGAACAUUUUUACAUACAAUAAGAGCUACAAAAGGAAAAGAAUAUCUUAUAAAGAUUUCUUUAUAUAUUUAAAACAGAAACAACCACCCAACAAGUAGAGACUUAUCAGCAUAGCGUUCAUUUGUAGAGAAGAUUUCUCAAGACUGGUGUGGGUCUCCCUGCAUGACAACGUAUUCAGAAGCCUAUUGAAAAUACAGGACUGUGUGGAAUAUUCAGAGAACUUCCUGCAACCUUGGUUUUUUUUUAAUUACUAGUUUGUUUUGAGUAGGUGCUAGGAUUGGGCUCACAACAAGUCACUGUGCGUGAAGAGACACUCAGUGCAUCUCUAGCUACUUCAGAAAAAAAAACAAGGAUUGCAAGUAGGUGACAUAACAAGCUCUGAAUCCAAGUGCUAUAAUAAUAAAAAAAAAAUCUACUUUUAUUUUAAUACAUUGUAGGAAAUCUUCAUAAUUUUCAAGAGAGCUCAGUUCUGCAGCAUGGCUUUUUAAGUCUGUAAAUAACUUUUUUGGGUAGAGGGGAGAAACGAAACGAAACGAAACUCCAGAAACGUUUAUGUUGAUUUUUCAGUAACAUCACAGGUUGUGAAUUCCUACCUGGUAUUGACAGAAUACAGAGUUGAUUUUUUAAUAAAAAAAAAAUAUAUAUAGUUAUCCCUUUAAUUAAAGGGAACAAUGGGUAUCAAUAAUUUCAAAUGGGUAAAAGCUUGAAAUUUGGCUUGUUAUCAACAAUAAGCAUUAAAGGGAGAUGCAGGGAUAAUGUUGCAAAUGACUGUUCUUGGUUUUUUUGUUUCUUCUGUUAGUGUUACAUCUCUGUUAUGCAGCUGGUUUCUGUUGAGUUGGGUUUCUCAGCAGUGCAGGUGUCCCUUGGAGCUCACUGACCCUUCUUCAGGGGUUGGUCUUCAGCACGGCCAUCCUACACCUCUUUUACCCUUUGGGACUUCAAUCUAACCACACUGGUUUUAGGCUAUCCCUCAUAGGAUAACUAAGAGUUCAAAGACAUAACCCUAAAAUGUCUGUUUUAAAAUGCUCCAUGGCUCAAAGUAGCACAGCCAGAACUUCAUACCGUGCAUAGUUUUGGAGGUCUGCUCUCCCUGGCCUCUUGUGUUUGAUGCAUUUUUAAGGAAGGAGGACUGGACAACUCAGUGUUCUUAAAGCUGUUCUGCAAGGAGCAGUCUGCAUUUCGUUCGGACUGUUUGAAUUCCGUUUUUAUAAGCAAAAACUUUGUAACUGCCACAACCGUUCUGUAUCUCAGGAACUCACUGCUUUGGGCUUCACAUAAUACAUGGACAGUAAUAUUUACUGCCUCCAACGCAACAGGUCCGUGCAGAGCUCCUGUUGGCUGGUUCCCACGUGGUGGUAAGAGGAGAGGGGCACGCAGGAGGCCAGGGAGCAUCAUUUUAGAGACUGACUGCCUAGGCAGAGAGGUUUUAUGUGUUCCUACUGUUCCAUGUUUGGUUGGUUUGGUUUUUCGGUUGUUCUCUUUAUUUUUUUUUUGCCAGGGCAGAGGGUGGUGCAGCCAAUGGACAUCUGAAUCUGCUGGCCGUCUGCUUCCCCAUUUCCUCUCUCAGCUCACAAGCACUCUCUCUCUGCUGUUGUAGACUGUUAUAAAUGUGAUGGUUGUGUCAUAGGACUGUACUGAGCCACGUGUGCUGGAGUUGUGGUUAAUGACACGUUGUGAUGGAAGGCAUGCACAGUGCUUUACACCACGUGGGGCUCGAAGCAGCGUCAGCAUCAGUGCCCAAAGGUGUUGCGUAGCACCCAGUGACAAAUUCAACAUCAGGGUGUUGUAGGCCCACGUACAGAAUAUAAGGGAGGGGGAGGAGGGCGACUUCACUUGCUGACCUCUUGUGUCCUCUGUUGCAGAUUUGGCAACGCUAAGGAACUGCAGUAGCAUUUAAUCAGUUCCAUGCCCUGUGCACGAGCUCUGAAGGCGUUAGCAGGAGCAGCCAGUGAGGUCAGUGUGGCACCCAGCAUGGUGGGCUUCCUUUGGGCACUGCUGUGCUGGCAUCCGAAAGUGAAUUACUCCUUUCUGAGCAGCAUUUUUACCUUUUGCUUUUAGCUUUUUUUAGACAAACUCCAAUAUUUUGUGUUUUUUUUUUUUGUUCACGUCAUUCAGCAAAAAAGCACUGAAACUUCCAUUUUAGACCUGUGAUUAACUACAGCUUUAGUCUGCAGUGGCAUUUGAAGCCAUCCUGGUGUUGGAUGCCCUGUUCAAACAACCCAGACCUGGUUUUCUUUCAGAAAUCUCUCUUUUGUUUUUCCUCAGUUUUGAAAGUUUUUCAGUUUUCAGUUUUGCUUUCGUGUUUUUUGAGAAGUCUCUCUUGUUCUGUGUCGUCAUGGUUGAGCUUGUUUCACUGCACCGUUACAGCAGAGUGUACAUUCUGACUGCUACAUUUAUAUAUAUCUUGAAGCUUAAUGUAUAUAUGAGUAGUUUGCCAUGGGAUAACACAGUGUAAACAGAGUAGAAACCCAGAAAUCGUGACUUCUGUGUUCUCUCCAUUUGAGUAUUUUGUAAUUUUUUUGAAAUAUUUGUGGACAUAAAUAAAACCAAGCUACACUACA
Molecule: messenger RNA, 7409 nt
Organism: Centrocercus urophasianus (Greater sage-grouse)
Lineage: Eukaryota; Metazoa; Chordata; Aves; Galliformes; Phasianidae
Gene: RERE
Product: arginine-glutamic acid dipeptide repeats
Exons: 22
Coding region: 217-4794 (1525 amino acids)
Biological process (GO): regulation of DNA-templated transcription
Cellular component (GO): nucleus
Molecular function (GO): transcription corepressor activity; chromatin binding; sequence-specific DNA binding
Source: RefSeq, a predicted model, not a curated record